Ricinus communis (castor bean) is the source of this 1078-nucleotide messenger RNA. Its product is annotated as cell division control protein 2 homolog. The record is from RefSeq and is a predicted model, not a curated record. The coding region runs from base 334 to 852 and encodes 172 amino acids. Gene Ontology annotation, cellular component: cytoplasm; cyclin-dependent protein kinase holoenzyme complex; nucleus. Gene Ontology annotation, molecular function: cyclin binding; ATP binding; cyclin-dependent protein serine/threonine kinase activity. Lineage: Eukaryota; Viridiplantae; Streptophyta; Magnoliopsida; Malpighiales; Euphorbiaceae. Gene Ontology annotation, biological process: signal transduction; regulation of meiotic cell cycle; G1/S transition of mitotic cell cycle. The transcript is spliced from 7 exons.
UGAUUUGUGGAAAGCAGGUUACUUGAUGUCCAAAUUAAAGAGAACAGCGUGGACCUGAUUUAUGAGUAUAUGGACAUGACUUUGCAUGAAUUGAUCCGCACCAAACCAAGGGAUAUGUUUAAUUGCCAUCUAAUGAAGAUAAACUAAGUGGCAACAGUAGGAUACAGCAAGGACCGAGGACUCUUAAUGAAAUUAUUCUCUUGCGUUGUUAUACUGUGUUUUUAUCACAUCAUUGGCUGAUGCUUGUGGAAAGCUGAGUUGGCUUUUAAUAUCUUGUACCAGAUCCUGUCUGGCCUCUCCUAUUGUCAUUCCCACAAAAUUCUUCACCGAGAUAUGAAACCCAAAAAUUUGCUGAUAGAUAUGGAUAAAGGAGUGUUGAAGAUUGCUGAUUUUGGGCUGGCCAGGGCAGUUGGUAUUCCUGUCAAUACACUUAGUACUACGAUAGGAACUAUGUCAUACAGAGCACCUGAAAUCCUCUUUGGUUCCACCAAAUAUUCUGCUUCAGUAGAUGUGUGGUCCACGGGCUGUAUAUUUGCGGAGAUGGUGAUUGGCAGGCCUCUAUUCCGUGGAAUGUUUGACGCUGAUAUACUAUUUGAAAUAUUCAGGUUCUUUGGUGUGCCUAAUGAGGAUACGUGGCCAGGAGUGACUUCAUUGCCUGAAUAUGCUUCUGCUGCUAAAAUGUUUCCCCCUUAUCUAAGCCAGAACCUGUCAGAAGUGUUGACUGGCCUGGAACCUGAUGGACUGAAUCUUCUUACGAGAAUGCUCAUCUUGAAUCCAACUAAAAGAAUUACAGCAGAAGAUGCACUGAGUGACCCGUACUUAAAGGACGAUCAGAACACAUGGUCGCUGUAAAGCAUUCAUGCUUAUAGGUUGACAUUGUAGCUAGAUAUUCAUAAAACAGAGAGGGAAAGAUUCAUCAGCAAGAUUUACCAUUGCCGCUAUGUAAUGGCAUCGACAAAACUUUUAUCUACUCUGAAACUAACGGGAUCUUCUUUUCGUUAUUAAUGUAUUCUUCUCUAAUUCAUUGAAUAUACUAGUGGAGAAUUGUGUGUUACUUCUGAGAUAAAGCUUUAUGGUU